This is a messenger RNA of Ricinus communis (castor bean), 1862 nucleotides long. RefSeq lists its product as uncharacterized. Bases 492 to 1700 code for a protein of 402 amino acids. The record is from RefSeq and is a predicted model, not a curated record. Lineage: Eukaryota; Viridiplantae; Streptophyta; Magnoliopsida; Malpighiales; Euphorbiaceae. The transcript is spliced from 2 exons.
UCACCUAUUCCCCCUAACUGCGUUCUCUCUGUUUUUUCUUCUUUCUCUCACAUUCUCUCUCUUUCUCUCUCUCUCUCUCUCUUCGUUUUUAUUUAUUUUUCUCUUUCUUUUUUUGUUUGUGCUGAAGUUAGGGUUUUUCGAUCUCGUUUCGUGAUUUGUGGAUUCUUCAUCGACUCUCACCGGAUCAAGAUUCUCUGCUUUGUAGUUGGCUCGGAUAACUCACCUAAUUUGGAUUCAUUGUUGGAGUUGGCUGUGGACCAUUUGAUGCGCUACAUCUCACGUGGCUUUGCCAUCAUUAUUGGAGUAAAAGGAAAGGUGCAAUUACUCUGGCUGACCGUGUUUGGUUAGUUCAGCCCAGACAAGUUAAGUUUUAGAAUUAUUUUGGAAAUCUGUUAUUCAAAAUUAAUCCUGGGAAGGAAGCGUAUACACCAGAGGAGGAUUACUUGUAUCCAUGCUGGCAGAGAGCAUGCGUGGAAUUUGUGCUUCGGGUAAUGCCCCUGACGAGUUCUGCUGCCGAUGCAUUCGGUGUGGUGACAAUUUGCCUAGUUGCUAUCCUAAUUCUUCUCGGUCUGCUUUGCAUUGCUUACUCGUUGUACUUCCGCUCUCAUGUUCGUAGUCAAGGCUUUAUUCAACUCACUUAUUUUAGUGGUCCUUGGAUUAUCCGAAUCACAUUCAUUUUGUGUUUUAUCUGGUGGGGUUUUGGUGAGAUUUUACGAUUAAGUUUGCUGAGGCGUAAGGGAAAAGUCUUGAAUGCCCUGGACUUGAAAUGGCAGGAAACUGUUUGCAAAGGCUACCUUGUCUCAAAUCUGGGUUUUGCGGAACCUUGUUUAUUCCUCACCCUCGUUUUUCUUCUUCGUGCACCCUUACAAAGGAUGGAAUCAGGAAUUCUAAGUCGAAAAUGGAAUGGAAAGACUGCAGCAUAUGUUCUUCUCUAUUGCCUUCCAGUGUUUGUUCUUCAGCUCUUCAUUAUACUAAUUGGACCUCAGUUGCGUAAGAAUGAAGGCUCCUUGCAGAAGUUGCCCCAUUAUUUUACAAGCACAGCUACUCCUACCAUAGAAAAUGCCGUUGAUGUGAUCGCCCUCUGUACUUACCCUUUACUAAAUACAAUCCUCCUAGGGCUUUUUGCCAUCAUACUAACUAUCUACCUGUUUUGGCUUGGAAGGCGGAUUUUGAAAUUGGUCAUCAACAAGGGUUUGCAGAAGAGAGUCUAUACAUUAAUAUUCUCAGUUUCAAGUUGUUUCCCAUUAAGGGUUCUUUUGCUUGGACUAUCUGUUUUAUCUGAGCCAGAAGAUUUUCUCUUUGAAGCACUUGCUUUCUCAGCUUUUCUUGCUCUUUUAUGCUGUGCUGGGGUGUGUAUUUGCAUGCUUGUGUACUGUCCGAUUGCGGAUUCUUUAGCCUUGGGGAAUAUUCUGGACAUGGAGGCUAGAAGAAGAAUCAUUGACGACCACAAUGACACCAUUUCUCUCAUUGCUAACCAGAGCCACCUUGAAGAAAGCAGCCGAAUAAGCCCUGGGAGACACUCUGAUGCCUCAACCAAGCGUGGAUCAAUUUCUUUUCGAACUUAUGAGAGGGAUGGGACAUCAACAGGGCCAUUUGUGGAGCUUAGCCUUUUCUCUCCAAGUCGAGAUGCAACCCCACCAGGAUCACCUCCACUCAUGGGUUGGCUAAUGCAUCCUCCAAGGCAAGCACUGGGGUAUUAGAAGUGGGCAAAGGUGAAUAUCAAUUUUGUGGUAAAGAAAAAAAACUGAUUGUAAAGGGUUAGUCUCAAUAAGAAUUUUAUUCUUGGUUUGUUUUCUAAUUUUAGAUAUGGUGAUGGUGGUUUUGGUUAAUGAAAAUUUUAUCAGCAUUUUUCUUUUCCUUAA